Trichophyton benhamiae CBS 112371 is the source of this 1794-nucleotide messenger RNA. RefSeq lists its product as uncharacterized. The record is from RefSeq and is a predicted model, not a curated record. The transcript is spliced from 2 exons. The coding region runs from base 1 to 1794 and encodes 597 amino acids. Lineage: Eukaryota; Fungi; Ascomycota; Eurotiomycetes; Onygenales; Arthrodermataceae.
AUGCCUAUGAUUACUUUGAGAGAGCAUGCGAUGAUUUAUGCCAUGAAUGAUAUCACUGACAAGCCUGGGUGGGAAGACAAGGUUUUUGACCAAACUAUCACCGCCAAAUGGAGACGAGAGCUACUAGAAAAUGAUACCUUGGAUAUAACAGAAAAAAUGGUUGACUGGAUCAUCGCUGAACUUCAGUAUAAAUCUGAAGCGUUCAAAACUGAUGCUAUUAUCUCUGCUCUUACCUCUGGUGUUUUCAAAUCCGACUCUCUUAUUCCCACUUCACUCAAAGAGUCACUGAAAGCUGCAGUUGCUCGUCUUGAGCAAGUACCUGAAGCGCAAAAGGACUAUCAUCCCCACAGCAAAAAUCAGGUUCUUGACCUUGUCCAUCCUUCGCUCUUCCCCUUGGUUUAUGGUCGGACCCGCAUCGUUAAAGAUGGUAUUCUGAACAUUCAGGAUGGUAUCGCCAAAUCUGGCACUGGUGAAGUAAUUCCUAUUCCAAAUAAGUCAGAAACUGAAGUUCCAAGUGAUGGACUCGGACCUCCGCAUAUUUCGCAAAGAAUGAAGCACCCCUUCAGCGACAAGUUUCAAUGGCUUCCUUGCGACGUAGCAUUUGGAUCGACAAACCGUCCUGGGAAGGAUUCCCAUGCACAGAAUCCUUCAAGCGAAUGCACCAUCACCAGUUAUAUCAAUAACCUGCAUCCUGACGAGCACAAGGAAUUGUACGGAGUUCUUGAACAGGUCAUUGCCCGCACAAUCCCUCUGUGGAAUGAGACAUUAUCUGUUGGUAAAACUCGGCUUGAUUAUAAGAGGAUUAACUAUACCGAAUGUAUCUAUGACCCAGAUCCGGAUAACAUACCAGAAAAGGAUUGGCCUCAAAGGCUUCCAGAUGAAAAUGAGGAAGAUUAUGAGCAACGUAUUGAAGAGUGGGGAUGGGAAAUUCGCAAGGUAGCGCAACCCGAGCCGGGGAAAUUCGUCCCAGAGGAGAAGGUAAAUUGCUCCGAUGAUGAAAAAAAGCCUUUAGAUGAACGGAAAACUGUCAACCUUCAGAGAGAUUACGGAAAGACUGGGAUACAAGUCAUUGUGAAACUCGCGAAUAUUCAUCUUACUCCCGAAGACAAUAAAUACGAUGGAGGUUCAUGGCAUGUUGAGGGCCAAUUGGUAUGUAUUUCGCUAUAUAUAACCUUCACUUAUUUCUUGGGAAAAUAUAAUAACCCCACUUUGCAGAACGAACACAUCUGUGCUUCAGCACUGUUCUACUACGACAGUUCUAACAUAACUGAGAGCCGCCUUGGGUUUCGCCAAAUGGUUAGCUUUUACGAUGCCGAUGAUGUUUUCUACGAGCAAGAUCAUCGUUCUUGGCUGAACGAAGUGUUUGGAUUCGAGGAUCAGGAGUCUACUGUCCAAGAAAUCGGCAGCGUUUUAUGCAAAGAAGGGCGCCUUGUCACAUUCCCAAACUCGCUGCAGCAUCGUGUACAUCCUUUCGAACUGGAUGAUCCUACCCAACCAGGUCACCGAAAAAUUCUCGCGUUGUUUCUUGUUGACCCAAACACUCGCAUCAUCUCUACGGCAAAUGUACCCGCACAAAGAGCAGAUUGGUGGGAUAGGCUGAUGCCAUUGCAUGGCAUCGCAGGUAAACUUCCCAGAGAAUUAUUCGACGAAGUCACAUCUUAUUUGGAUGACUUUCCAAUCACUAUGGAAGAGGCGAAGGAGCUGCGCCUGGAGCUAAUGGAAGAAAGGAAAGCUGUUUAUUCUGGUCAAGAGGAAUCAUUCCAUCAAGACACAUUCUCACUAUGUGAGCAUUAG